AUGAUAUUCCGAUUCUUUCCCGUCUGCCUCCAAAUCUACACGAAGAUGAGCGAAUAUCAAAAGAUGCGCUCAACCGGUGAGGUGAUUCAAUCAUGUCAUAUGCGGCUAGAAAAGCGCAGGCAAGAUCUCCCUGUUCCCAUCUCCGUUUUUGUCUUGAUAGAUAGGGCAACACCAGAAGCUGCCAACGGCCUCGGAGAGCUAAGUUUUUGCGGGGUAGACUUGAGAAUGCGGAGACGGAGACCGCCGCUUGCCUCGUCCAGAGGUCUCGGCGUGGCGGAUCUGCGAUACGCUUCGGCCUUCUUGGCUUAG
Molecule: messenger RNA, 309 nt
Organism: Penicillium oxalicum
Lineage: Eukaryota; Fungi; Ascomycota; Eurotiomycetes; Eurotiales; Aspergillaceae
Exons: 1
Coding region: 1-309 (102 amino acids)
Source: RefSeq, a predicted model, not a curated record